Microdochium trichocladiopsis is the source of this 1602-nucleotide messenger RNA. RefSeq lists its product as uncharacterized. Gene Ontology annotation, cellular component: i-AAA complex. The transcript has 4 exons. The record is from RefSeq and is a predicted model, not a curated record. Gene Ontology annotation, molecular function: misfolded protein binding. The coding region runs from base 1 to 1602 and encodes 533 amino acids. Lineage: Eukaryota; Fungi; Ascomycota; Sordariomycetes; Xylariales; Microdochiaceae. Gene Ontology annotation, biological process: protein quality control for misfolded or incompletely synthesized proteins.
AUGUUCGCCCCAGGCCUCCGCGGCGCAAUGCGCUCCAGCCAUGGCAGCCUCCGCCUGGCGCAAAGCGCAACGGGGAUGCAGCCGGCGUUCAGCGACAUGUUUCUCGCAACGGCCACGCGGAAUCGCCACGCCACUGUCAUUGCGACCUUGAUGCGUCAAGCCCAGGUACGGUGGCAGUCCGACUCGACAAACUCGAAACGGCCCCACCAGCAGCCACCACCACCGAAACAGAAGCCAUUGACGAAAGAGGAGGUCUUCCACGUCCUAAAGAAAGGCUUGGACUUCAGACCCCUCAUGAGGGCAUUCACGGGCUCUGGCUUCCGCAAGCUGUACAGGCAGAGCCCCGAAGAGCUUGUGAUUGCGCUCGGACUACUGGCAUUCAUCAGCAUAGGCAUCGUGAUGCUGGUAUACCAGUACUUCACCUACUUCCAAUCCUCGCAGUUCACCGUCUUCCCCGACGACGUCGCGCAGUCCCUCCGCCGGGCCCUCUACUACACAAACUACUCCCCCGAGCCCGCGCUCGCCAUGAAGUGGUACAACAAGGCCAUCGAGCAGUGCAAGGCGCAUGGGAUCGACCCGUUCCACGACGAGAUCAUGGGCAUCCGGAUCCAGAUCGCGCAGUGGCUCGAAGGCCUCCACUCGUACAAAGGAGCGAUCCAGGUCCUCGAGGAGCUCUUCAAGGCUUGCAACGGCUGGAUGGACAAGUUUGAGCAGAUGGUCCGGGACGGCAAGGUGGGCAAGGACGGCAAGCUGACUGUCCCGCUGGAGGAGGCCGCUCUGAGCCCGAGGAUGCAAAAGGCCCUGGAGCAGGCCAAGGAGAAGGCCAAGGACCCGGAUAAGCCCGACACUCUUCUCGAAAAGCAGCUCGAGUACGAAACCUUGUGGAGAAAACGCAACAGGAUCCUGGCGAUGAUGGUCAAGAUCAACACCAAGCUUGGUGACCUCUACGCCGAUCCUCAUGUGCUCGAGAACGACCUUGCAGGGGAGCGCCUGGUAUGGGCGGUCGAGACCACCCUCAAGGAGCUUCACAGAAGACAGACAGAAGGAGUAAAGGAAGGCGAAGGACCAUGGUUCACCGAGGAGGAACUAGGGGCUGAGCUGGAGAGGCUCGGCCAGCACUACGAGUCAAAGUCAUAUCACUACCUCGCGGCGCCUGCCUUCCUGCAGGCCAUCACGCUCUCGCCCAAGGAUAGCUGCCAUACUGCAGUCAUAAUGAACAAUCUGGCCAUCUCCCUGGCGCAGCAACCCAUCAGACCCCCAAUCAACGCCCAGGCUGCAGGAUCAUCACCACAUGCACAGCCACCCACGCGGCAGUCUCUGCUUGCGAGUGCCCGCCAAUGGGCGCUCCAGGCUAAGGCCACAUCUGAGAAGGUCCAGGGCGAGGCCCGCACCGAGGAAUGCGACGCGGCCUGCGCCGUCGCCUUGUGCAAUCUAGGCACAAUUGCGAGCAUGGGUGGCGACGUUAUGGAGGCGAGGCGCUGGUUUCAGGAGAGCCUUGCCAUGAGCAAGAAACUGAACUUCCCCGAGGGUGUGGACCAGGCUCAGGCGGGUCUGGACUUGCUGGAUAGGCCUUCGGCCCAGACGACCACGACGAAUCGGUAG